ACAACAAUAUUCCGAGUUAUAUAUAUAUACCCGUUGUUUAAAGAACUUUUUCUUUCGAUACUAAAUCCAUAAAAUUAUUGAAGGACAAUUGCUGGUCAAUUUGUCCAAUUUGACAUUUCUUGAUAUCAUGGAAGCGAGAACCACUCAAAAGAUUUUCGCAAAAUUUGGAGAAUUGCUAGAUAAUGGUUUAGGGUCAGAUGUGGUUAUUGAGGUCGGUAAAGAACCAAAUAUCAAGAAAUUCCAUGUACAUUCUAUUGUCUUGAUGGCAGUAUCUCCUUAUUUCCGUAUAGCUUUCUCUAGCAAUUGGGUUAAUAGAUUUGAUGGUAUUAUUCAUUUUGAAAAACCCAAUAUUUCGCCAAAUAUUUUUAAAAUAAUCUUAAAUUUUAUAUAUAAAGCAGACUUAGAUUUGAAAAAACAUAAAGCUUCUGAUAUUUGUAGCUUGAUUAAAGCUUCUGAUGAAUUAAGUAUCGAUGUUCUCAACGAACAUAUCCUCGAGUUUGUCUCACAGAAUGCAAACAGGCUUAUAAAUGAGGAUCCAGUUCAAAUUCUGCAAAUUAUAUUUCAACUUGAUAUAUUUUCAAAUCUUCGAAAUACAUUUCUUCAAAUAAUUUGCGAUAAUCCAGAGAAACUCGUAAAUUUUGAAAAUUUUUAUACUCUCGAUAAAUAUACACUUAUUCAACUUUUGAAACGGGAUGAUCUAAAAAUGGAAGAAGUAAUUAUUUGGUAUAAUUUAUUAGAUUGGGCUUGUUAUAAUGUACGAGAUGAACAGGAGAAGCUCGAUCUUAAAGAAGUUGAAAAAUGGGAAUCAGGAGAUUUUGCAACAUUGAAAGAUAUACUUAAGGAUUUUAUUCCACAUAUAAGAUGGUUUCAAAUUUCCGGGAAAGAUUUUUGGUAUAAUGUUAAGCCAUUUAAAGAAGCCUUACCGGAAGAAUUGUAUGAUGAUCUUUUGGGAUAUAAUAUUGAUAAAUCAGUCGAACUAAAAUCUUUUGUUAUUUUGCCACAAAGGAAUAAAAAUAAAAUUCCUGCCAAAGUAAUCCGUAAAUAUCCUGCCAAGUAAGUUAUCGUCAAGAAUCGUGUUUUGUUUUUUUU
Rhizophagus irregularis DAOM 181602=DAOM 197198 is the source of this 1089-nucleotide messenger RNA. The record is from RefSeq and is a predicted model, not a curated record. Lineage: Eukaryota; Fungi; Glomeromycota; Glomeromycetes; Glomerales; Glomeraceae.